Molecule: messenger RNA, 687 nt
Organism: Lactuca saligna
Lineage: Eukaryota; Viridiplantae; Streptophyta; Magnoliopsida; Asterales; Asteraceae
Source: the annotation of a GenBank genome assembly
AUGGAUAGGAUGUUUGAUGAAUUUGCAAAUCUCUGGAUGAAAAUGAAGAUUCAAGUUAAAACCAAAGAAGAGCUUGAUUCAAAACAGUACAUAUUCAGACCUCGUGCUUUUGACAUUAAAGAUGUCAUUGAAAUGGACGUAUCUACCCUCGAAAGUUCGAUUGCCAAUGAAGCUUUCUCAGAGUGGAAGGAGUUGGCUUCAGAGGAAGUAUCUGUUGAAAGUGAAAAGGAUUUCUGCUUGAUUCCAGAGUCUCCAUUCUAUCUAGAAGGGCAAGGUGGUCUUUUUGAGUUCAUUCAACAUAGACUUAAAGAGAAUGGGCAUGUGGUGACUGUGUUAGCUGAAGGAGCAGACCAAGAAUAUGUUUCUGAAAUGGGUGAUGAUGACCCAAUCCCAGAUGUGAGGAAGCCUGCCAAGCGACAGUCUGGUAAAGGUUGGUUUCUCUUCAAUUUCUUGAUUCUUUUACUUAUAACAAGGUUAAGGAUUACCUUUUCUUUCUGUAACAUUUGCAGAGAUUAUGAUGGAAAAGUUACUCAUGAGGAAAUGGCAUCUGCAGCAAUAUACUUGAAAGAUAAUUUAGGCAAGGAAGGAGUUCAGGAGCUUAUCAACAACCUUUCCAAAGAGAAAGAGGGGAAUAUUCUUGUUGAAGACAUAGUGAAAUUGGGCAGUCGAGCAGAGGAUGCUGACUGA